This is a messenger RNA of Dentiscutata erythropus, 457 nucleotides long. The record is from the annotation of a GenBank genome assembly. NCBI's taxonomy places the organism in Eukaryota, Fungi, Glomeromycota, Glomeromycetes, Diversisporales, Gigasporaceae.
AUGAUGCUAUACAAAAUAGUCGUUCUUGGAGAUGGAGGCGUUGGAAAGACGGCACUUACAAUUCAAGUUAGUCAAAAUAGCUUUAUAUUUUUAAAAAUUCUAAGCUUAAUGUUAAUUGGUUAUUUGGCGUUCUUAAUUAUAGUUAUGUCUAAACCACUUUGUUGGGAUGGUGAAGGUUUCUUACUCGUAUAUUCUAUAUCUUCAAGAUCAACAUUUGAGCGAGUAGAACGAUUUCAUGAUGAAAUUAUACGUGUAAAAGACAAUGAACCUGUUCCACUUAUGCUUACUGGUAACAAGUGUGACAUAAUAACUGGACGUGAAGUUUCAAGAGAAGAAGGGAUGAAUAUGGCAAGAAGACUCAAAUGCGAUUUUAUUGAAAGUUCAGCAAAAACAUGCGUGAAUGUGGAAAGAUCAUUUUAUGGUGUGGUUAAAAUGAUAAGACAGAAUAGAGAAGGAG